AAGGUUCAUUGAGGAGGCGUAGAAAGCAGCAAGCAGUAGUAUGGAACUAAGUAUGACUUGUAUGUGUAGUAGUGAUUAUAGAAUUGUCAGCAAGGGGAGCUCAGACAUUCAACACCACAGCUCAGCCCUUGCAACCCGACGCGCCGACUACAUCUGAAUUGUAAGAUCUGACCUACGCGAUGAAGAAGAAGGUGUUGUUAAUGGGUGCCUCAGGUAGCGGGAAGACGUCAAUGCGUUCAAUGAUCUUUUCCAAUAAUCCUGCUUCGUUGACUUCCCGCUUGGGCGCUACUAUUGACGUCGAGCAGAACCACGUCCGGUUUCUCGAUGACCUGAUCCUGAACCUCUGGGAUUGUGGUGGACAGGACGCGUUCAUGGACUCCUAUCUAUCUGCCCAACGUGCAACCAUAUUUUCGCACGUAGGCGUGCUGAUCUACGUCUUCGAUGUCGAAUCACGCGAAAUGACCAAAGACCUUGAGUAUUACCGCGAUUGUCUGCUUGGUUUAUCACAAUUCAGCAAGGAUGCCACCGUUUUCCUCUUGGUGCACAAGAUGGAUCUUAUCCGGGAAAGUGAACGAUCCAGUGUCCUGCACCGAAAGACAGCAGAAUUGGAGAAAGCGAGCGGUGAUGUCACAGUCAAAGUUCAUGGCACAAGUAUAUACGACGAGACUUUGUACAAGGCUUGGUCGAGUAUAGUAAACACCUUGAUACCGAACGUGCGCACUCUGUCCAAACACCUCCGAAUAUUUGCGGAAGCCUGUAACGCAACGGAGGUCAUCCUAUUUGAACGUACCACUUUCCUUGUCAUUGCGACCUCGUCCGAUCCUUCCGACCAGGCGGUGGAUCCAUUAACUGGCCAUGCCUUGGAUACGAAACGCUAUGAACGAACCUCUGAGUUGAUCAAAACCUUCAAGCAGUCCUGCUCCCGACUGCGCGAAGAAUUUCAUUCGCUGGAAAUGGAACUUGAAGAUUUUACAGCUGUUCUAGAUGAAAUGACCAAAAACACGUAUAUACUAGCAGUGGUUCACGAUCCCACCAUCGAGACGGCAGCAAUCAGAAUGAAUAUUCGAAUAGCCCGUCGUAAAUUUGAAGAACUCCAAGGAGAUAGUUUAGUAUCUUAGGAUAGCAUUUGGAAACAUUCAAUGUAGAAGACAAAUAAAUAAGAAACAAAAACACGAUCGUUCUUCGGAAUUCUAGUAAGCUGGGAAGGACUAGCCUGCUUCUCUUUACGAUCUCAGGCUUUGUUAACACACAGAUCUUUUGAACUGGGGUGAUUCCGGGGGCUGUGUUGAUGAAAAACACCCUGCUGUUAGUCCGUGGUGACCCAGACUGACGAACUAGUCAACAACAUUGCGGCAUAAGGGAGGGUG
This is a messenger RNA of Pisolithus orientalis, 1367 nucleotides long. Its product is annotated as Gtr1/RagA G protein conserved region-domain-containing protein. Gene Ontology annotation, cellular component: nucleus; Gtr1-Gtr2 GTPase complex; fungal-type vacuole membrane. The record is from RefSeq and is a predicted model, not a curated record. Gene Ontology annotation, biological process: regulation of autophagy; cellular response to amino acid stimulus; positive regulation of TOR signaling. Gene Ontology annotation, molecular function: GTPase activity; GTP binding. NCBI's taxonomy places the organism in Eukaryota, Fungi, Basidiomycota, Agaricomycetes, Boletales, Pisolithaceae. The coding region runs from base 180 to 1118 and encodes 312 amino acids. The transcript is spliced from 5 exons.